Messenger RNA from Phyllostomus hastatus (greater spear-nosed bat), 2662 nucleotides. It is a transcript of the gene SLC18A1, whose product is annotated as solute carrier family 18 member A1. Gene Ontology annotation, biological process: transmembrane transport; aminergic neurotransmitter loading into synaptic vesicle; xenobiotic transport. The record is from RefSeq and is a predicted model, not a curated record. NCBI's taxonomy places the organism in Eukaryota, Metazoa, Chordata, Mammalia, Chiroptera, Phyllostomidae. The transcript has 16 exons. Gene Ontology annotation, cellular component: terminal bouton; synaptic vesicle membrane. Gene Ontology annotation, molecular function: xenobiotic transmembrane transporter activity; serotonin:sodium:chloride symporter activity. Bases 177 to 1736 code for a protein of 519 amino acids.
CUGAACUGCUGGCAGCUGCCUCGUCUCCCGGAGUAGCCCACACGAGAUAGAUUCCCAGUGAGUUUCACUGCUCUGGCCAAACUUUCUCGCCUCCUCUGUAAAGGCAGCAGAAGACCUGCAGGUGUAACAGGACCUCCACCCAGCACCCGGAGGACAAGACCCCCAGCACCGUGGUCAUGCUCAGGGCCAUUUGGGAUGCCCCAGGGCGCUUGCUACGGGAGGGCAGAGAGUCCCGGAAGCUGGUACUGGUGGUGGUGUUUGUGGCUCUGCUCCUGGACAACAUGCUGCUCACCGUGGUGGUGCCCAUUGUGCCCACCUUCCUAUAUGCCACAGAAUACAAAGAAGUCAACCCUUCUCUGCAGCCCACCCCUGCUGCAACUUCCCCCGCCUUUUCCCAGAUCUUCUCCUUCUUUGAUAACAACACUGUGGCUGUUGAACAAAAUGCUCCCAGGGGCACGGCAUGGACAAAUGGCACUUCUGGCACCACUCCGCCUCCAGUCACUGGAGGCACCUCAACCCAUAAAAACGACUGCCUGCAAGACACAGAGUUGUUGGAGAAAGAGAACAUACGAGUCGGGGUUCUGUUUGCUUCAAAGGCUCUGAUGCAGCUUCUGGUCAACCCGUUCGUGGGGCCUCUCACCAACAGGAUUGGAUAUCACAUUCCCAUGUUUGCUGGCUUUGUUAUCAUGUUUCUCUCCACAGUGAUGUUCGCCUUUUCUGGUACCUAUGCCCUGCUCUUUGUGGCUCGAACCCUUCAAGGCAUCGGGUCUUCAUUUUCAUCUGUUGCAGGUCUCGGGAUGCUAGCCAGUGUCUACACAAAUGACUCCGAGAGAGGCCGUGCCAUGGGAAUAGCCCUGGGGGGCCUGGCGCUGGGACUGCUGGUGGGAGCUCCCUUUGGAAGUGUGAUGUACGAGUUUGUCGGGAAGUCUGCACCCUUCCUCAUCCUGGCCUUCCUGGCACUACUAGAUGGAGCACUCCAGCUUUGUAUUUUACAGCCCUCCAAAUUCUCUCCUGAGAGUGCCAAGGGGACCCCGCUCCUUACACUCCUCAAAGACCCUUAUAUCCUGGUGGCUGCAGGCUCCCUCUGCUUUGCCAACAUGGGAGUGGCCAUGCUGGAGCCCACACUGCCCAUCUGGAUGAUGCGGACCAUGUGCUCCCCUGAGUGGCAGCUGGGUCUGGCUUUCCUGCCUGCCAGCGUGUCCUACCUCAUCGGCACCAACCUCUUUGGCAUGUUAGCCAACAAGAUGGGUCGGUGGCUUUGCUCCCUGAUUGGCAUGGUGGUAGUAGGUACCAGCUUGCUUUGUGUUCCUCUGGCUCGGGAUAUUUUUGGCCUCAUUGCUCCCAACGCAGGGCUUGGCUUUGCCAUAGGCAUGGUGGACUCCUCUAUGAUGCCCAUCAUGGGGUACCUGGUGGACCUGCGCCACACCUCCGUGUACGGGAAUGUCUACGCCAUCGCUGAUGUGGCUUUUUGCAUGGGCUUUGCUAUCGGCCCAUCUACGGGUGGCGCCAUUGUGCACGCUGUGGGCUUCCCCUGGCUCAUGGUCGUCAUCGGAGUCGUCAACAUCGCCUAUGCCCCUCUCUGCUGCUUCCUGAGGAGCCCCCCAGCCCAGGAGGAGAAGCUGGCAAUCCUGGGCCAGGACUGCCCCAUGGAGACCCGGAAGCACGAGGUCCAGAAGCCCACAAGGGCGUUUCCUCUGGGGGAGGACAGCGACGAGGAGCCCGGCAGUGAGGAGUAGCAGCAGAAGGUGGUCCCUGGCCUGUCACACGUGGGUCUCUGAGGCUCGGACUUCAACGACCACCCCUUUCCCUAGAACCAGAGCACUGUGGGCUUCCCUUCCUUCUCCCCCAGGUGUCUCUUAACCUCCCUUCCCCCAUGCCAGCCCCAGUUCUCUCCUCACCUGUGGCACCCAUGACUCCCCCUCCACGUAUUGAUGCCUCAGAUGGCCCAGGUUUUGUGGGAGGACAGAGUGACACUUUCUCCCAGGCUUCUGGGAGGCUGACUGAACUUGAGCUAUGACAGGUUCUGCAAGGGGUGACUCACUUCCCAGAGGCAAGUGGGAGCACAACGUGCCCCUGAAACCAGUGGGGUGGCUGACAAACCUCACUGCAUCUGCUGCCUGAUCUCCUCUGGCACGUCCCCAGCGGGCUCUCGGGGUUCCGUGCCCCGUUCCUCCCUGAGUUUUCCCAGGCUAAGGUGAGACAGCGUCCUCGACAUUGGACUGCUGCUAAAUUGCCAGUUUGGGAAAUUUUUAGCCUGGUUUGUAGUGUUUUUUGUCCAUGGCAAAGCCUACAGCUGCUAAUGUGACUUUGCCUCAGUGAAUGGAGGACUCCUCAUUACCAAAUGGAAGGCAAAGAGCCUGUUUAUCUCGUGCUCUCAGUUACUGGCGUUCUCACUCUUUCUUCUGUGGGUCUCCAUCUUUCUGCAACCUCUUAGGCUGAAAAAUAAAAGUAGGAGGACAGAAAAAUACAUCUAUUUAUCCCAGGAUUUCGUGGGAAGAAGUCCAAAAGCAACUACCCUAAAAUUCCUUCCAACCGUGGAUUUCCUAAUCCUUUCCCGAGGAUCUUAAUGAGGCAUUGCUCACACUUGCUAAUGAGUGCACCAUUACACAAUUCAGACGUGGUAAACUAGAUGCUCUUUUGUAGCAAAAGAAAGUCUGUGGGC